UUUCUGGGGUGACCCCAAUUCUUUAUUGCAUUCAUAACAAUAUUUAAUUUAUUUAUUAAAUUUAAACGGGUCCAGCUUUUCUUCGAUCGUUUGUAUAAUCAUAUUUCUGUGAAUCACUUGCUGCGAUCCAGUCGUCGAAAAUCUCUCGCUCUGAUUUUUUUUAUGAAAAUUGAAAUUUUAGCUAUGGAAAAAUCUAAAACUGUUGUGUUGCUAUUGAUUAUAUUACAUGUACAUUUUUUAAAAUUUACAAUUGGAGAUAAUUAUGUGGAUUACUCAGACUUUGGUAAUGGCAAAAGCUAUGAUGGUGACUUUUCGGACGUUAGAUCCACAACACCACCCACAACCACAAACACUGUAAAGCCGAUAUCUGGAAAACUGUGCGGAUCAAUGACGAAUGAAUUCUGUGUUAAACGAGAUCAGUGUGGUACUCAUACAGGAAAAAUAAUCAUUGAUUUGACUACACCCCAAGGCGUGUGUGAUUAUAUGGAAACUUGCUGCCAGCAAAGCAAUAUCAACCAAUCACGCCCCCCACAUGACGUCAAUUUAAUGCACGAGCAGUGCGGCCUUACCAACGUGGACGGUCUUUACAUGACCGUAAAAAGCAGUGGCCAAGAGACUAGCUUUGCGGAGUACCCCUGGGUGGUAGCCAUUCUGGACUCGGAAUCGAAACAGAUAUGCAGCGGUGUCCUGAUUAGCCACAAAGUGGUCUUGUCGGCGGCCAGCUGUUUGCCUCCAACUCAGAACCUGACGGUGAGGGCUGGCGACUGGGACCUUUUAUCGGAUAGCGAGAUAGUCCCACAUGAAAAUCGUUUAGUCGAGAAAAUCAUUGUGCACAAUGAUUUAAUUUUGUCACAAUUGCUAAACGACCUAGCCCUGGCGGUCCUGGAGAGCGCCUUUCCGCGUACAAAGCACAUAGUUCCUGUCUGCAUGUUCGAUGAUCUUGGCAGCUCAAGGCUCAACGCUACUAGCUGCUUUGCCAUAGGAUGGAAUGUAAUAAAAUUUACUAGGUUUUUUCCACAAAAAAAUAUUGUUCUUAAAAUAGCGGUCGACACUACGACGGCAUUAAUAAAGAAGCCGGAUGGAAGGAUCGAGGCACAUAACAGCGCACAUAGGCACCUGAAUCUUAUGGGAUCACCUCUUGUCUGUCCCACUGAGGGAAGCCAAUACUUUUUAUUGGGAAUAUGGAGCUACCAGCUCCAGGAAAAUCAAACAGUUUUUGCUAACGUUACAAGAAAUCUGCAAUGGAUUAAUGAGCACUUGUAGAUUGGAUAGAAAUUUUAAAUUUAUAUGCCAAAUCCUCUUCUAUUUCGAAUAUAGUGUCAAUGAUAUUGAGAGAAAAAAAGAAAAGAUUUUGU
Molecule: messenger RNA, 1355 nt
Organism: Drosophila ananassae
Lineage: Eukaryota; Metazoa; Arthropoda; Insecta; Diptera; Drosophilidae
Product: phenoloxidase-activating factor 2
Exons: 2
Coding region: 163-1263 (366 amino acids)
Biological process (GO): proteolysis
Molecular function (GO): serine-type endopeptidase activity
Source: RefSeq, a predicted model, not a curated record